AGAACAGCUUAACAGUUAAAAGCCCGCUACUUGGGGACUGGCAUUUAAAGCAGUGCUCAACUACCUUAGCCAGUUAAGUGUUUCGUGUCAAAAAGGCAAAGUAGUUCUAUAUGGCCAUCCCCAUCCAUCACCGUCAUCUUCUUCAUUAUAUUAAUACUCCUAAAGCUUGAGCAAAGCAUCUGAGUCUAUAUCCAUGGCAAACGACGCAGCACUACGCACCUCUCUGAUAUGGCUAGCCGCAAUCAUAGUGGUAGUUGGGAUAAGCACGCGUUCAUUCAAGAAAAUGAUGGCUACGUACGUGGUGGGUGGGCUUGGAAUUGCUGGGGUUCUCUUACCCGAUUGGGGCUACUUCAACCGUGAUUGCUCUAGGUGGACCUCACCGGUUACUGCCGAGGAAAGGGCCUCUCAUAUUGCUUCUACAAGAUCUGGAUCGAAAAGGUUUAAAAUUUACCCUAUCAGAAUGACUGUCUACACCACCGUAUAUGGUUUUGCUCUGUACAAGUGGUGGGUUUUUGUAUCAAACUAGUGAACUAGUGGCACCGUGUUCCAAGAGCAUUCUGGUAUGCCUGCUUGCUGCUUGUAAUAUAGAAUGUUCGUUUGGUUUGUUCAAUUGUAACUUUGAAGUUUGAGUGAUUCCAUUUGAUAUGUUUGUAUGCUUGGAUUGGAUAUGGCACUGACAGAUGACCAUACAUCUAUAUGAAAAAAAUAAUCAACAGUGUUAGUGUUUUUUAUUCCCUA
Molecule: messenger RNA, 738 nt
Organism: Quercus lobata
Lineage: Eukaryota; Viridiplantae; Streptophyta; Magnoliopsida; Fagales; Fagaceae
Product: peptidase
Exons: 2
Coding region: 194-526 (110 amino acids)
Biological process (GO): anther wall tapetum development
Cellular component (GO): signal peptidase complex; endoplasmic reticulum membrane
Source: RefSeq, a predicted model, not a curated record